AUGUCCAACCCCCCAACCCAGAAACUAAACUACACCACACCCGCCAACCCCUUCGGCCCUCUCAUUGCCACUAGCUUCCGCUCCAACGGUACUUUGCGCCAAUACCACGAUUACACCCCUACCGUAGAUACAUCCAACCAAGACGAUUCAUUUCGCAUUGGCGCAACGCACGCUACUAAACGCCGGAACGAUCUAAGUGAAGGAGUGGCUGAGGAGCAACACAACGCAUCAGAAGAAGGGGUCGCAACAACCUCUGGGCGUAAUCGUAGCUGGGAUAGCUUGGCUGAAGGCGCGAUGAGUGAGGAUGUCGAGGAUAGUGGAGAUAGUGGAGAUGGUGAAGGAAGUGAUGCGUCUAGUCGCACGUUGGGUCGAUCCGAGUCGUCUGGCUCUACAUUAGUAGCAGACGAAGAUGACGGAAAGGAGACUAGUGAGGGCGAAGGAGAUUCAGAUGAGAGCAUGGAGGAUUUCGAGAGCGACGGGGUUGAGGACGAAGAGAGUGAGACGUCUAGUCACACAGUGGGACGGAGCGAAAACUCGGACUCUGGUGAUGACGGCGGUGAUGAAGAUAGCGAUGAAGAGAUGGGCGAGUCUGAUGAGGAAGGCGAUGUGUUUGGGGAGAGUUAUAGGGAGGGUAGUAGGAAGUAG
Messenger RNA from Alternaria triticimaculans, 645 nucleotides. RefSeq lists its product as uncharacterized. The transcript has a single exon. Lineage: Eukaryota; Fungi; Ascomycota; Dothideomycetes; Pleosporales; Pleosporaceae. The coding region runs from base 1 to 645 and encodes 214 amino acids. The record is from RefSeq and is a predicted model, not a curated record.